CAUGAGCUAUCACUCAUAGAAUAAGUCAUCACUCAUAUUACGAGUAUUUAUCAAGAAUCAAAAUACAAUCGAACUAUUUAUAUUAAUCGUGCGCUUAUCUCGUUUCACCAACAAAAUUCGCGAAUAUGCUGUAAUGUGCAAAAACCAUUAUCUGUAUCAUGCGUUUCGUAGACUGCGAUUGCGUGAAGAUAAAAACAUAUCAACUUUUUUAACUUCUAAGUGGUAAAGCCAUAUCCAUUAAUUAAAAUGUGUGAGUGUAUUAUUUGAUUGUGAAAAUGGAGAACACUAACGAGGUCGUUAAGGUUGAGGAUCCCAGUGGACAGAAAAAGGAAGUGUCGAGUGGCUCGCAAAAGAAAUGUUUAAUUUGUGGUGAUAAAGCUUUAGGUUACAAUUUCAAUGCUAUAUCCUGCGAGAGUUGUAAAGCAUUCUUCCGUCGAAAUGCGCUCACGAACAAAGAGUUCAAGUGUCCUUUCUCGAACAAUUGUGAAAUAACUGUCGUUACGCGUCGGUUCUGCCAGAAAUGUCGCCUGGAAAAGUGUCUAGCAGUGGGUAUGGUGAAGGAGUUCAUCAUGUCGGAGGAGGACAAAGCUGAGAAGAGACGAAAAAUAGAAGAGAACAGAGCGAGAAAACGUCAGAUGUUGGAGUGCGAGGAUACAGUGUCUAGUUCUAAGAUGAGAAAAGAAGAAAUGCCUGCGCAGGAGUCGGUUCAAUACGACACUUUGAAUAGUACGACGUGUAGUCCGCACAGUACCGUGCAGUCUCCGCUGAGCACUGACAUGGAAUGUUCAUUGAGCUCUCCUCCAUUUUACCCUUACCCACAAGUGCACAGUACCAACACUCAGUACAACCUAAAGGUGAACCCGAUAGAUGAAAAGACGAUAAUCAACAGGACGGUGUAUGAGCAGCGACUGUUGGAACAGCAGUACCAGAGUGAGUCGGCUGACAGUAUGUAUGCCGAUCCACCUAAACAAAAUAGUAUAAGGUCUAUAUUGACGAACGGUGAUACCAUGGUGCACAAUGAAGCUAGUGCCGAGCAUGUUUGUGAAGAUUUGCCGUCCACCAGCAAUGAGGCUGAUGUCAAUAAGGCUAGAGAGAUACUACAGGAUGUCGAGAGGAUCGAACCAAACUCGAUGGAGUCGAUACUGUGCGAGGCGAUAAAAUUGGAGUUCGAAGCGUACACCUCGCUGAACAACUGCAGCGGUUCAUCGCGAGAACUUAAUGAGAAAAUCAACGCAUUUAAGAAUAUGUGCGAAGAGGACCAGGUGGCGCUGUUGAAGGGCGGCUGCAUAGAGAUGCUGGUGCUGCGGAGCGCCAUGACGUACGAUGGCGAAAGGAACCAGUGGAAGCUGCCGCACAGCCAGUCGCGGUUCGGCAGCAUCCGCACGGAGGUGCUGAAGCUGGCGCCGGGCGACAUCUACCGCUCGCACGAGGCCUUCAUCCGCUCGUUCGCGGCCGCGCACCGCACCGACGAGCACGUCAUCCUCAUCAUGUCCGCCAUCCUGCUGUUCAGCCCCGACCGCGCCAAGGUGGUGCACCGCGACGUCAUCAAGCUGGAGCAGAACUCCUACUACUACCUGCUGCGGCGGUACCUCGAGAGCAUAUACCCCGGAUGCGAAGCCAAAUCCACUUUCCUGAAACUCAUCCAGAAGACGGUGGAGCUCAGGAGGUUCGCAGCCGAGGUCACCGGUGUGUAUCUGGACGUGAACCCCAUAGAACCACUCCUCAUGGAGAUAUUCGACCUGAAACACCACCCGGCUUAGGUUAAGCACAGGUUGCUGCGGUCGGCUGAUUGAUGGGUGCUCAUUUCAUAGUACAGUUAGCGAAUGAUUAAGUAAUAUAGAAGUGUUUAUGAAUAGUCAGCGAAAAAUACUAGUCAUAAACACUUGAAACGUUUAUAAAAAUGUUGAUUUAGAGUUUAUUUGUUUAUUGUCUCGGUGCCGCAUGGGGAGGGGGGGGAGUUUAAUAUAUAAUGCUGGUUAAUUAUUGUCUAUUUGGUUAAUUUUGUUAUGGUAGACGAGCUAGUAUUGGUUUAAAGUAUAAUUCAAUUUUAACCGACGUUCAAGAAAACGAAGGGGGUUCUUCUACUUUUAUUUUGUUACUCGAUGAGUCCGUGGGUGGUAGGAAAUUGUUGUUUUGUAGAAAAAAUCGCUUUUUGGAAAUUGUUGAGAGAUUCUUAUUGUUUAAACCAUUGGUUUAUAUUAAAUUGUAUAUAUUCCCUUAUAUCUGUUGAGAAUUAUCAUUCAAUUGUCAAUUUUAUUAAUUGUACGCUUAAAAAAAUCCACUUCGCGUACAGAUUUUUCUUUUACAU
This is a messenger RNA of Zerene cesonia (dogface butterfly), 2308 nucleotides long. RefSeq names its product nuclear hormone receptor HR96 (gene Hr96). Gene Ontology annotation, biological process: negative regulation of transcription by RNA polymerase II; cell differentiation; positive regulation of transcription by RNA polymerase II. Lineage: Eukaryota; Metazoa; Arthropoda; Insecta; Lepidoptera; Pieridae. Gene Ontology annotation, molecular function: zinc ion binding; RNA polymerase II cis-regulatory region sequence-specific DNA binding; nuclear receptor activity. The coding region runs from base 276 to 1760 and encodes 494 amino acids. The transcript is spliced from 7 exons. The record is from RefSeq and is a predicted model, not a curated record.